This is a messenger RNA of Aspergillus pseudoviridinutans, 642 nucleotides long. RefSeq lists its product as uncharacterized. Lineage: Eukaryota; Fungi; Ascomycota; Eurotiomycetes; Eurotiales; Aspergillaceae. Gene Ontology annotation, molecular function: hydrolase activity. The transcript has 4 exons. Bases 1 to 642 code for a protein of 213 amino acids. The record is from RefSeq and is a predicted model, not a curated record.
AUGAAGAAGAAUACUGAUGGCUGGGGAGAUGGGUUCCUAUCCACCUUGGUCAACGGGUCAAUUGGCACCAAUUUUGCCCACAGCGGUGCUACAACCGCCUCCUUUGUCGCCGAUGGACACUGGGCAAAGGUUCUAGACGCUGUCAAGGGAAAUAAAUCGCUGUACCAUCCCUAUGUCACAAUCCAGUUUGGACACAAUGACCAGAAGUCAACGUCUGGAGUCUCCAUCUCGCAGUUUACGGCAAACCUUGAGAAAAUGGUAGCCGAUGUCCGGUCCGCAGGGGGUUCCCCACCGUCGAAGCUUCGACUCUUCUGGCCAUGUGAUUCCCUGAGGGAAUCGCUGGCGAACGUCGUUGCUGCAACCAAGGCCGCCGCAAAGGCUACAAACAGCGAAUAUGUGGAUCUGAACAAAGCAUCAACCGAUUAUCUGAACAGCAUCGGCGCAGAAAAAGCAGCAACGUACAAUCUCUCGCCCACGGAUCAUACGCAUCUGAAUAAUCAUGGAAUGAUUCUCUUUGGUAAUAUGAUGGGUUGGCUCUUGCAGACCACUAUUGCCGACAGCUCCAAGAUUGCGCCUUAUAUCCACCCGCGGAGUGACGUGGUAGCGGCUAUUGAAGCUGGCAAAUACAUAUAUCCUUCCUGA